UUUUUUUUCCCUGCCCUAACGCUAACCCGGCCCUUUCCCUCAUCACACGCCGAAUUUCUUUCUCCUCUGUUCUCGCUCGCCGCUCUCCCUUUCUCUUCCGUUAGCUGCUCUCGUCAUCGCUGCUUUUCUCCUUGCUCCUCCCUAAUCUGCUCUCAGCGGCGCUCCCCUCCCUUUCUCCUCCCUCUGCUCUCGUUCGUUGCCGCUCCUCUCCCUAAUCUGCUCUCACUGUCGCUGGGAUCUUCACCCACGCUCACGCAUACCUGUGCCGCCGCCGGCCUCCACCACGAUUCCUCCACAGCACUGCCUACACGCUGUGAUUCUGCCUUUCUCCUCCCAAACUCAUUCUUGUCGUCGCUGCUCCCUAAUCUGCGGGUCUCACCGUGAUUUGUUGUGGAUUGGAAGAAUUUAAUAGUCACCUUGCUCCUUUCUACCUAAUCGAAUCAAACAGUAUCUUGGCAUGGAUUCUGGUUUAGUUGGUGUUCCACUUCCUAUGGAUAAGAUCUCUUUAAGAAAUCUUCAAGAAUCAAGUGCCAAUGGAUCUUGCAGCCAAAGGUGUCAGAAGUUUGUUGUUUUGUUGUCAGCAGGAAGUUUCAAUCCACCAACUUAUAUGCACUUGCGCAUUUUUGAGUUAGCAAGAGAUGUGUUGCAAGCACAAGGAUUUGUCGUGAUAGGAGGUUAUAUGUCGCCUGCAAAUGAUGCAUACAAGAAAAAGGAUCUUUUGCCGGCUAUGCAUCGAGUUCAGCUGUGUGAAUUAGCAUGCAAAAGUUCUUCCUUUGUCAUGGUAGAUCCAUGGGAGGCAAAACAAAACAGUAAUCAGCGCACUCUUACCAUCUUGUCCAGGAUACAAAAUUCCUUAUGCUGCAAUCUCUCCAUAGGAAAAGAAUCACUCAAAGUAAUGCUUCUAUGUGGAUCUGAUCUACUUGAAUCUUUUGCUAUUCCUGGAGUCUGGAUGCAAGAUCAGGUCAGAACUAUAUGCGAGGACUUUGGUAUUGCUUGUAUCCGCAGGGAAGGGAAGGAUAUUGAAAACAUAAUAUCUGCCAAUGAAAUUUUGCAGCAAAAUAAGAGUAAUAUUUUCUCAGUAGAUGAAAUUGUACCAAACCAGAUUAGCUCAACAAGAUUGAGGGAAUGCCUUAGGAAGGGACUCUCAAUUAAGUACCUAACUGCCGAUGAAGUCAUUGAUUACAUCAAAGAUCAAAAGCUUUACACAACUGGUUCUACUUGAUAUUUUUUAGAUCCUCUCAAGCAAAGAUGGUGAGAGAUGGACCAGAAUAAUGUUUUUCACCAAGUUGAGGUGGCAUGCAAACGCAGUAGCAGAUAUGGCCCCUUCGAUCCACAUGGGAGAAUUCUCAAUAAACCAUUGAUGAAAUAAUUUCCUUUGAAAUUUGAUUCAGUGUUGUAAUCUGUUAUAAUUUUAUUUUAUUUUAUUUAUGAAAUGUCAACUUAUAAGUUGACAAAAUGUGGAACUAGUGCAACGCAGAAAAUGAGUGCGAUAUUGACAAAGUUAUCACCAAGUUUGAUGCUAAUAUACUACGUUGGAUUAGAAGAAUAGAAUCGGAUGAAUUUGUUUUUUAGGGAAUGGCAUGUAAGGAAAUGUAUAACCUUUUAUUUAUUUAUUGUUAGAUUUACUUUGUCAUCAUUUUAAAA
Molecule: messenger RNA, 1644 nt
Organism: Zingiber officinale
Lineage: Eukaryota; Viridiplantae; Streptophyta; Magnoliopsida; Zingiberales; Zingiberaceae
Product: nicotinamide/nicotinic acid mononucleotide adenylyltransferase-like
Exons: 11
Coding region: 458-1222 (254 amino acids)
Biological process (GO): NAD+ biosynthetic process
Molecular function (GO): nicotinamide-nucleotide adenylyltransferase activity; nicotinate-nucleotide adenylyltransferase activity
Source: RefSeq, a predicted model, not a curated record